UUCAUCAUCAUCGCAACCCAUUUCGCAGGGAUGAGGUUAGCCGGAGCUUCUCAAGAACAGGUCCCUUUCAUAUACUUCAUCCCACACGAUCCUGUCGUCACAACUUGGUACCCUGGAAGCAACGCUGAGACCAUCAAUACGAUCUCCGAAUCUCUCUGUGCGGUCCAUUGCUAUUUGAGGACUUGUGUGGGGUACAGUUACUCAGAACAUUCGUGUCUACUAGAAGGCCUUGGAGCGCAUUCCAGUACAGCUAGAAAUGGAGGACAGUUUUAUCAAAGGGCACGGAAUAACAAGGCUUUCCAGCAACCAGCUUUUGCUUUGAGCAAUUAUGUUAGGUCUCCGCCGGCGAACGCUGUUGAUAACAUCUCAUGCCUUGAAUGGUCCAAGGAGAACCAAACUUGUUGCUUCUCGUCAUACUACGCUCUGUCCUCCUGGCUGGUUGUGGACCUCGGGCUCCCCCGGAAAGUGGUUCUUAUCGACGUCGGUAGCAGCCAGUUAAAUAAAUACGAGGUUCGUGUGGGCAAUGAGAUGAAGUCAAAUGGAAACUUCUCGACCUAUGACCUCUUCUCCAACACCCACCCAAGCCUGACCAGAAGCAGGGCUGUGUUCGUCCAACCAGAGGGGGUGGUGGGCCGUUUCGUCAGCAUCCAGGGACUUACCGAAUUGAACCUGCAUAGGGACACACCAUUCAAACCACCACAUUCCAUUUUAAAGUAA
Messenger RNA from Penaeus chinensis, 717 nucleotides. RefSeq lists its product as uncharacterized. NCBI's taxonomy places the organism in Eukaryota, Metazoa, Arthropoda, Malacostraca, Decapoda, Penaeidae. The transcript is spliced from 5 exons. The record is from RefSeq and is a predicted model, not a curated record. The coding region runs from base 31 to 717 and encodes 228 amino acids.